Messenger RNA from Paramecium tetraurelia, 1032 nucleotides. RefSeq lists its product as uncharacterized. The transcript has 5 exons. NCBI's taxonomy places the organism in Eukaryota, Ciliophora, Oligohymenophorea, Peniculida, Parameciidae. The record is from RefSeq and is a predicted model, not a curated record.
AUGGAAACUGACAUAAAUAUCCCUAAAACCAAAGCUGUUAAUGUUUUCUUUUAGUUUGCUAGAAUGCAAUUCUAUUUAACUGUCUUUUCGAAUUUGUUACCUAUUAUAAUAAGCUACACAAAUUAAGUUUGCUCAAAUGAGGGAAUAAAAUUAAUCUCUUUAAGCUACAAAGGUGAUAUAGUACUGUUAAUUUUAAAUAUAAUCUCACUACUAUUUAUAUGGCUCAAGGAACCAUUUGCAAGACUUGAAUUUUUUGUAAUGUAUGCAAUUAACAUAUGUUGGAGCGGAAUCAUGAUCGGUUAGACAUAUUUAGAUGUUACAACACAGCCAAACGAAUGUGAAGGAGUUAUCUUAUCAUAGAAAUUGAUACUCUUUUUUCAUUUGAAAACUCAUUUAGAAGUUUUACUAACUCUAUUUUCUCCAAUAUUAUUUGCUUUCAGAAUAACAAAUUUACCAAAUUCGUUCUUUGCAAUUUAUUUGAUAUUGGCAGCAAAUUCACCAUAAUCAUUGUGUUCAAGAGACAUAUCUAACAUUGAAUUUGGACUGUUAUUUAUAGCUUUAAUAUCCUGUUUAAUUGGUUUGCCUCUAAACAUUGGAUUGUUUUUAACAAAGAAGGUUACAAUCCCAAAUUUGUUCCGAUUUUUAUUAAUGUUGACAAUAAUAGGUUAGAGUGGUUUAAUAGCUCUCAUUUAUUAGGCUGACGUGGAUCUAAGAUCGGAAUGCAGUCCAACUCAUCUCCUAUACAGGUCUUAUUUAUAUAUAAUUCCAAUUACAAUCUUAAGUGCUUUAAGCUUAUUGUUUUCAAUGCCAGUUUAAGAUCAUGAUGAAAUUAGAUAGCUCUUAAUUCAAGCUAGAAUGAAACCUCUAAAAGCACAAUUACCAAUAUAAUAAGAUGUCACUAAGGCUUAAGUCCAAUAAAAUCAGGAUGAAAUCUUAAACAAAUCUGCAAUUGAUGUGGGAAAGUCACCAAUUGGAGCUAAGUCUCAAGUUGGAGCAAAAUCAUAAUAUGGAACUAUUAGUAGAAGAGGAUGA